Messenger RNA from Siniperca chuatsi (mandarin fish), 2813 nucleotides. It is a transcript of the gene apbb1ip, whose product is annotated as amyloid beta (A4) precursor protein-binding, family B, member 1 interacting protein. The coding region runs from base 200 to 2230 and encodes 676 amino acids. NCBI's taxonomy places the organism in Eukaryota, Metazoa, Chordata, Actinopteri, Centrarchiformes, Sinipercidae. Gene Ontology annotation, biological process: signal transduction. The transcript has 14 exons. Gene Ontology annotation, cellular component: cytosol; plasma membrane. The record is from RefSeq and is a predicted model, not a curated record.
CCUGAACUUCCGCAUUAAGCAGGAAGAAGUUAGUCAGAGAGCCAGAUGCAAUCCACAUCAACACACCCAAAUCUGCCUGUAUAUGACUGUUUUUGGUGUUGAGAUUUAUUAGAGAAUAAUAUUUUGAGGUGGAAUCGAUGUCCAUGAAGCUGUUAUCUUGAAACUAACUGGUGAAACAAGGAUUAAUACAUUUGAAAAGAUGGAUGACAUUGACGCCAUGUUCAGUGAUCUGCUGGGGGAGAUGGACCUCCUCACUCAGAGUCUCGGUCAGGAAACAGUACCUCCUGCAUCUCUCCCCAGCACCAACAAGGAAGUCAACUUCUCCAUUGGCUUCACUGACCUAAAUGAGUCCCUCCAUGAACUGGAAGACAAUGACUUGGAUGCGCUCAUGGCUGAUUUGGUGGCUGACCUCAAUGCAACGGAAGAGAAACUUGCAGCAGAAAUAAAAGGUCUAAAGGUGCCAUCACCGCCCCCGCCAGACCUGCCACUACCACCGAAGGGACUGAGCACACACCCUGCCUCCUCCCUCGCUUACCCAACAUCAACCGCGAGCAGCACCAGCAGACCUGUUAGCACCCCGGCCUCCUCCGCCACCUCCCCUUUACCACCUCCACCUCCUCAGUCUGCAAAGCCUACAAAGGAGGAAAUCGAGGCGCAGAUGAAAGCAGACAAAAUCAAGCUUGCUCUUGAGAAGCUCAAAGAAGCUAAAGUGAAAAAGUUGGUGGUGAAGGUGCUGUUGAAUGACGGCAGCUCCAAGACUCUGAUGGUCGACGAGAGGCAGAAUGUCAGGGAAGUUCUGGAAAACCUGUUUGAGAAGACUCACUGUGACUGCAAUGUGGACUGGAGCCUGUGUGAGACCUACCCUGACCUGCAACUUGAACGGACGUUUGAAGACCACGAGAACCUUGUGGAGCCUCUCUCAGCAUGGAUGAGGGACAGUGAGAAUAAAAUCCUCUUUCAAGAGCGGGGGGAAAAAAAUGAGGUUUUCAAAAACCCACAGAACUUUUAUCUAUGGAAGAAGGAUAAGAAAGCUCUCAAAGACAUAAAAGACAAAGACAAGGAGUUAUUAAUACAGGAGAACUUCUGCGGGACUUCCAUCAUUGUGCCUGAUCUCGAGGCGGUGCUGUAUCUCAAAGAAGACGGCAAGAAGUCCUGGAAACAGCGGCUCUUCCAACUGAGGGCCUCUGGAAUUUAUUAUGUGCCCAAAGGGAAGACCAAGUCAUCCCGUGACCUCAUCUGCUUUGUCCAGUUUGACAAUGUAAAUGUCUACUAUGGUAAAGACUUUAAGACCAAAUACAAGGCCCCAACUGACUUCUGCUUUGUUCUGAAGCAUCCUCAGAUCCAAAAAGAAUCUCAGUAUGUCAAGUACCUGUGCUGUGAUGAUGCUUGGACCAUGAACCUAUGGGUAACCGGAAUACGGAUUGCAAAGUAUGGUGUGUCGUUGUAUGAAAACUAUAAAACCGCUGAGAAGAAGGCUGCUGUCAGUUCUGUGUGGUCGAACCGCAGCACCCCAUCGAGCUCCAAUCCAUCAACGCCCUCACCCACCAUCAAAGCCAAAUCACCAAGCCAGGCCAAUGGUCAUGCUCCAAAGCCCCAACUGAGGCCUGUUUCUGAGGACCUUGGAAAUGUCGCACCUCCACCCCCACCCCCACCCCCACCCCCACCAUUGGCCAAGAUCCUUGCCCCGCCGCCAGCAGACCAAUUCUUCCCUCCUCCACCUCCUUUGGCUGCCGCAAAACCUGCCCUUCCUCAGAGAAACUUGCCAACCAAGUUUCCUCCACCUGCAAUGGACAAUCUCCCUCCUCCACCGCCGUCCCCACCCAUCGACAAUGCCUCAGAGGCCCCGCCAGACUUCCUUCCACCCCCUCCUCCUGUCGCUGGCUUUGGAUCACUGCCGCCUCCUCCUCCGCCAGUGAACUCCCUACCACCACCGCCUAGUUUCAGAGGUAUGGACCAGUCUCUGCCUCCUCCACCACCAGAUCCAGAGUUUUUACCACCGCCUCCACCUCAGUCAAUGUUCACAGGGGCUGGAGCACCCCCUCCGCCUCCACCACCUCCUCCACCAGCAGCUGCUGCUGCCCCAAGAGCAGCGUUGCAGCCUUCUGGCUCAGUGAAGAAGAUGCCUCCUGCUCCGCCAAAGAGGACUACACCAUCGAUGCAAGGAGGAGGUGGAGGAGACUUCAUGUCAGAACUGAUGCUGGCCAUGAACAAGAAGCGUGGGGAUCAUUAACCUGAGAAAGAAAUUUGUGGAGUAUAAAUAUAGUACGAACUGUGCCCGCACAAUGACCAACUUAACCUUUAGUCAGCCUUGCCUUGAUUUCAGCAAAACAGCUACUCUUUACAUCCACAACAAUACUUAACAUCUCCAACAUGAAGCCAGUGGAGAGCAAUACAGACUUCAUCCCUUCUAGAAAACAGACAGUGAUCCACCCAUCCUUUUUCUAAACUGCUUAUCCAAGACAUAAUCUUGCAUGAAUCAGACCAGUUUUGUACAGUGUUUAAAAACCACAUCACAAUCACAGACACCAGUGACAAAAUUUGCUGAAAGAAAACAUGAUGCUAACAUAUCUGUUAAUGUAACAAACUUGAGGUGACAUUUCUUUCAUAUGACAUAAAAAAUAUGCUGUCAUCAUACUUAAAAGAGAAAGUUUUAUAGAAUUGUAUAUACUGUUGCAUGGAGGGCUGUAAAUACUAUGAAAACACUUUACCAGUUACUUUCCAGGCAUUUACAUUGCCUUACUGUAGUUUUCAAAUGACUGUUGCCGAAAUAAAUCCUUAAUGUUCCUGGUGGCAUAAGAAAUGCAUUAACUGAA